This is a messenger RNA of Pistacia vera, 1408 nucleotides long. RefSeq lists its product as uncharacterized. The record is from RefSeq and is a predicted model, not a curated record. NCBI's taxonomy places the organism in Eukaryota, Viridiplantae, Streptophyta, Magnoliopsida, Sapindales, Anacardiaceae. The transcript is spliced from 2 exons. The coding region runs from base 508 to 1011 and encodes 167 amino acids.
UCUGAAUUCUUCGAGCUUAAUGGAAAAAUCACACACAACAUAGCUACCCCCUAAUGUUCAGUGCUCGUUUCGAGCUUCGAAGACUAAUUGUUCGAUUUGACAUUUAGCUCAAACUUCACAAGUUGCGUGCUAUCUGUAGAUUUGGCCGAGCUUCAUAAGUGAGCCGUAGCUUCAGUAGACGUGAACAAGACCUUUUUGCUGUACUAUUCCUGAUAAAUUUGGAAUUCGAAAUGAGGGGAAUGCAAGUAAUUUCCAUGCAGUCAUGUCGCAUUAAAUGCAGUUGGCUUUUGCAGUUAAUAUUUGUCGCAUGUGGGCCACUACAGCUACCCAUGUGCAAUGUUGAGGCGAUGUGCGACAACAGUUAUGACUAUAGAAUUUUGACAGUUGAUCGCCUUUUGUGGAUGAUUGACACAUAGACAUUUGAGUGGUCAAGAUUACUGGAGGAAUGGAAAACUGAGAUUCAUCGCAUAUCAACGGUCAAGGUCGAAUCCCGCCGUUUCAUCUCCCAUGCUCACCACUAUAAAAAUGGGCAUUUUCAUCAGAAUUGUACAGUUGCAAAUAUUUUCAUACUCAAAUUUGGUUGCUAUCUAUUCUCCGUCGUUGCUUCUUCAGACCUACGACGAUCUUCCAGCGAUUUCUUACCGUGUUUCACACUCCGGUAUCCAAAGGCGUGUUACUACCAUGUCUUCAUCCAACAGUCACAAGAUAAAUCUACUUUUCGACUCCUCGGCGACCUUAGCAGUUCGCAGGGGAGGACUCCUAGACGAGGUGUAUGAGGAUACCAUCGUGAGGAGUUCAAACAGUGAUGUGGCGAGUUCUUCGAACAAUGCCUCUACCAAGCUUCCCUCACCAAGGGGCUUGCUGGCCCUUAGAUUUAGGAAAGCCAAGUUCCUCGAUUGGAGACAAGGAUCUUCAACGCGUAAAGGAUAUUUAUGCGAUUCAACUCCCGUUGAGUGCUUCGGGAAAUAUUUCCCAAAAAGAUCCCCCCAGAGGUUGGGCGGCGAUCUCUGACAUCCUUAUGAGGUGUGGAAUGUUUGUCCCACCUCAUUUCUUUAUUGCCGACGUACUAAGAAGGUUUAGCAUUGCUCCCCUCCAACUCACAAAGAACUCAAUCCUAAUAAUUGUAGGAAUGUACAUAGCAUACCAGAUAUAUGAAUUAGGUGAGCUAUUAGUGGAUGAGCUUGUCCACCUGUAUAGCUUAAAGAAAAGCCAAGAUAAGACGUAUUACCUCUCUAAAGUGAGGAAAGUACACCUGAAUGGUUUGGUCAGAGUCUUAAAGAAGGUUGGGAAUUAGGACUCCCAAUAUUUCUUUUAUGAAGCCGAGGAAACUAGCAUUUUUGCCUCAGAGGCUAGAAAGUACUAUGAUCUUUGUGCGAAACAUAGGGUUCUCUAGUCAAGCAAGUGAACU